This is a messenger RNA of Kwoniella shivajii, 786 nucleotides long. RefSeq lists its product as uncharacterized. Lineage: Eukaryota; Fungi; Basidiomycota; Tremellomycetes; Tremellales; Cryptococcaceae. The record is from RefSeq and is a predicted model, not a curated record. The transcript has a single exon. The coding region runs from base 1 to 786 and encodes 261 amino acids.
AUGGAUUUCGAAGAUUGCUUCAACUAUAAAAAGUAUGAAGAAGAUGGUUUGAUUGAUACGCAGUUUCUAUCAAUGUGCAUCGAAGAUCCGCCGCUCAUACACAGGCUCAGCUUCAACCCUGGGGUGAGUCUAGAGGUAGAUAACGAGGUACUAGAGUCUUUAGCACAAGCUGUACUUGGUCAGAAUGGUAUUAGCAACAAGGUUGAAACUCCAAUAUCAGUGGCGGAACUGGCGAAUAUGUACGUCAACGAGAUUCGUAUGAUCAAAAGGAGACCCAACGGCGAUAUCAAUUCCACCAUCUCCAGCAGCUCUGAACAGGUGCAAGCGUCUACCUCUUCUUCCAGGAAUUUGACUUUAGUAGUUAACCAGCAUGUCAGAGCGAAAAAGCCAAGGUCAAAAAAGAAAGUCAGGUCUAGUAAGUCAUCUAUUGUCAACAAUGCAAAUGGAAGUACAGUAGCCUCGGUCGACGAUCAUGAAAGGAAGAAGAAGAAAAAGAUGGGCACUUUCACUUCGAAUACAGCUCCAAAUGUAGUAAGAACAUGCUUUGCUCAUAAAUCAUUUACAUUACCGAAAUCAAUCCCUCAUUUGUAUCCUGUAGCGUGGGGAACAAACCGAUUAGCUUUUUUUGGACCUGAACCUGAAUCUGAACACUCAACUAUACAGCCUUGCCUGAAAUUAGAUGCGGAUACAGCGCAUCACAAUACUUCACCCAGAAAAAGUAUGGAAUACGUUCUCGAGAAACGAUCAAACGUACGAAUACUUACGUUGGAUGAUAUUUUGGGAUAA